Drechmeria coniospora is the source of this 264-nucleotide messenger RNA. Its product is annotated as 40S ribosomal protein S21. Gene Ontology annotation, cellular component: cytosolic small ribosomal subunit; ribosome. The record is from RefSeq and is a predicted model, not a curated record. Gene Ontology annotation, biological process: endonucleolytic cleavage to generate mature 3'-end of SSU-rRNA from (SSU-rRNA, 5.8S rRNA, LSU-rRNA); endonucleolytic cleavage in ITS1 to separate SSU-rRNA from 5.8S rRNA and LSU-rRNA from tricistronic rRNA transcript (SSU-rRNA, 5.8S rRNA, LSU-rRNA); translation. Lineage: Eukaryota; Fungi; Ascomycota; Sordariomycetes; Hypocreales; Ophiocordycipitaceae. The coding region runs from base 1 to 264 and encodes 87 amino acids. The transcript is spliced from 2 exons. Gene Ontology annotation, molecular function: structural constituent of ribosome.
AUGGAGAACGACCGUGGCGAGAUCAUCGAUCUCUACGUCCCCCGCAAGUGCAGCGCUACGAACAGAAUCAUCAAGGCCAAGGACCACGGCUCCGUCCAGAUCUCGAUCGCCAAGGUUGACGAGAACGGCCGGGCCGUUUCGGGCGAGAACCACGUUUACGCGCUCUGCGGAUUUGUGCGCGCGAUGGGCGAGAGCGACGAUGCCGUGAACCGGCUGGCCCAGCGGGACGGUCUGCUGAAGAACGUCUGGAGCGCUCAGCGAUAG